AUGGCCGAUCCAACACCAUCCACAUCGACGCAGCCGCCUGCCGAGUCCGUGCUCUCCACGGAUCCGGCCAAGGACAAGGCGCUCAAGGCGUACAAGAAGGCGCUCAAGCAGCACGAGGAGCUCUCCGAGGGGCUCAAGAAGCUGCGCUUCGGACUCAAGGACCUCGACAAGGCGUACGACAAGACCGAGGACGACAUCAAGGCGCUGCAGUCGGUGGGGCAGAUCAUCGGCGAGGUGCUCAAGCAGCUCGAUGAGGAGCGCUACAUUGUGAAAGCCUCGUCCGGUCCGCGCUACGUGGUGGGCAUCCGUGCGAGCGUGCCCAAGCACAAGCUCAAGCAAGGAGUGCGUGUGUCGCUCGACAUGACCACACUCACCAUCAUGCGCAUCCUGCCGCGCGAGGUGGAUCCGCUCGUGUACAACAUGAGCAUGGAGGAUCCGGGCGCCGCGAGCUUUGCGGGCAUCGGUGGACUGUCGGACCAGAUCCGCGAGCUGCGCGAGGUGAUCGAACUGCCACUGCUCAAUCCGGAGCUGUUUAUGCGCGUGGGGAUCAAGCCUCCCAAGGGUGUGUUGCUCUACGGACCGCCGGGCACGGGCAAGACGCUGCUGGCGCGUGCGGUGGCGAGCACGCUCGAGACCAACUUCCUCAAGGUGGUCUCGAGCGCGAUUGUGGACAAGUACAUCGGCGAGAGCGCGCGUCUGAUCCGCGAGAUGUUUGGGUACGCCAAGGAGCACGAGCCGUGCAUCAUCUUUAUGGACGAGAUUGAUGCGAUUGGCGGACGACGAUUCAGCGAAGGCACGUCGGCGGAUCGCGAGAUCCAGCGCACGCUCAUGGAGCUGCUCAACCAGAUGGACGGAUUCGACUACCUCGGCAAGACCAAGGUGAUCAUGGCCACCAACAGGCCCGACACGCUCGACCCUGCGCUCAUGCGACCGGGACGUAUCGACCGCAAGAUCGAGAUCCCGCUGCCCAACGAGCAGUCGCGUCUGGAGAUUCUCAAGAUCCACACCAAGCCGGUGGCCAAGAAGGAGGAGCUCGACUACGAGGCCAUCGUCAAGCUCAGCGACGGAUUCAACGGCGCCGAUCUGCGCAACGUCGCCACCGAGGCCGGCAUGUUUGCCAUCCGCGACGACCGCGACUACUGCGUCCAGGAGGACUUUAUGAAGGCGGUGCGCAAGCUUCAGGAAGCCAAGCGCCACGAGUCCAAGAUCGACUACAGCGCAGUGUAG
Messenger RNA from Moesziomyces antarcticus, 1227 nucleotides. RefSeq names its product ATP-dependent 26S proteasome regulatory subunit. Gene Ontology annotation, biological process: positive regulation of RNA polymerase II transcription preinitiation complex assembly. The coding region runs from base 1 to 1227 and encodes 408 amino acids. Lineage: Eukaryota; Fungi; Basidiomycota; Ustilaginomycetes; Ustilaginales; Ustilaginaceae. Gene Ontology annotation, molecular function: ATP hydrolysis activity; ATP binding; proteasome-activating activity. The transcript has a single exon. The record is from RefSeq and is a predicted model, not a curated record. Gene Ontology annotation, cellular component: proteasome regulatory particle, base subcomplex; cytosolic proteasome complex.